ACUUCACUCUUGAAUUAAUAGGUUUAUAAGCUUGCUUUUUAAGAUUCUUAGUGCAUUCCUGUAACGUUUUCACCCUUGAAGAUCUGUGUAUGUUCAGUUUGACCUCUAGGGUGAUGGAGAGGAGACAUUAAGUCCUCAGUAUACUAAAAAUCACUGACAUGACUUGAGAAUGCGAGUGGGACUUCAGUGCCCAGCUCAAACUCUUUAAGAUCUGAAGGCCUUGUAUCUCUUACCCCUAGAGGCAGGAUUCCUUGAUGAAGUAACAUAUGAAAGCAUUGUUCUUGGUCCUGGUUAUGACCGCCCUUACCAGUUCGACCCCACAGUGAGAGAGCCAAAGACAAUCCAGCUGUACAAGCACCUCAAUCUGAAGAGCUGCAUAUGGACCUUUGAUGCCUAUUACGACAUGACUGAAUUAAUUGAUGUCUGCGGAGGCUCUGUAACUGCUGAUUUCCAGGUACGGGACUCUGCUCAGUCCUUCUUAACAGUCCACGUUCCCCUUUAUGUGUCCUAUAUUUACGUGACAGCGCCAAGAGGUUGGGCUUCUCUUGAGCAUCACACAGAGAUGGAGUUCUCCUUUUUCUAUGACACUGUUCUCUGGAGGACAGGGAUUCAGACGGACAGUGUCCUCUCAGCCCGGUUGCAGAUAAUCAGGAUCUACAUCCGUGAGGAUGGCCGACUGGUUAUUGAGUUCAAGACCCAGGCCAAGUUCAGAGGUGAGAAUGAAUAUUAGUCCUGAUGAAGAAGGAGAGCACCAUGAGAAUGCAGCCCCAGUUUUGAAAGCGCAGGUAGUAGAACAAGCUAUGGCUAAGGUCAGUGUUCAUGAUCAGAGUAUUUCUGUCCAAGAGCUAAUUUGUUCUUCCUUUUACUAGCCUCUCAGCUUAGAAAUACUUCACAUUUUUCACUUUUAACUUCACAAACUUUACACCUAACGUCAGUGAUUGAGCUAGGACCCUCAUAAGCCCUUGUUGGUUUGGAUAUAAUUAUUUCCAUUAGAUUAAAAGCCUUUAUCUAGCAGCAGGUGUCUUACAUAGAGACUGCCUUUUCCAUUUUCUCUUGUCCUUGCCAAGGCAGGGUAGCUCCACGUCCUCUGCUGUUGGCUCACAUAGUUAUCACACAAUCACAAAAUGGCCCGGGUUGGAGAGGACCCCAAUGAUCAUGAAUCUCCCCCCCCCUGCC
This is a messenger RNA of Meleagris gallopavo (turkey), 1176 nucleotides long. NCBI's taxonomy places the organism in Eukaryota, Metazoa, Chordata, Aves, Galliformes, Phasianidae. The record is from RefSeq and is a predicted model, not a curated record.